UUCGCGAGCUGUAGAGAAGAAGACUUCCCCGUGGAUCUGAUCUGACCCGUGCGCUGGAGGAAUGCGGGAUGAACGAGCGUCUGGCUGAUCGCAGACCUGCUGAUCGUUGACAUCAUGGCGGCGGAGUUCAGUAACCUGACGUCGCUCAUGAACAACGUGAGCGAGUUUUCCAACCACACGCCGAGAUGCUCGUUAACCAAGACCGGCUUUCAGUUUUACUAUCUCCCCAUCGUCUACAUCAUCGUGUUCAUCGCAGGCUUUAUCGGGAACAGCUUGGCCAUAUGGAUGUUCGUGUGCCACAUGAGGCCCUGGAGCAGCAUCUCCGUCUACAUGUUCAACCUGGCGCUGGCCGAUUUUUGUUACGUGCUCUCGCUUCCGUUCCUCAUCUUCUACUACUUCAACAAAACAGACUGGAUUUUCGGAGACGUCUUAUGCAGACUGCAGAGAUUCAUCUUCCACGUGAAUCUCUACGGAAGCAUCCUGUUCCUCACGUGCAUCAGCGUGCACAGAUACUCCGGCGUCGUGCAUCCGCUCAAAUCGCUCGGGAGGCUGAAAAAGAAGAACGCCGUUCGCACCGUCGCGCUCGUUUGGUUCGUAGUCGUGGUCGGCAUCUCUCCCAUCCUUUACUACUCGCGAACCGGCCCUAAGAAGGGGUUAACGACGUGCUACGACACCACGACCGAAGACGAGCUGCCUGGAUACUUCAUCUACAGCAUGUGCAUGACGGUGUUCGGCUUCUGCAUCCCGUUCAUCAUCAUCCUCAGCUGCUACGGCGGCAUCGUCAAAGCCCUCAUCUGCAACGACAUGGACAACGCGCCGCUGAGGAAGAAGUCGAUAUACCUGGUCAUCAUCGUGCUCACGGUGUUCGCCGUGUCCUACCUGCCUUUCCACGUCAUGAAGAACCUGAACAUGCGAGCCAGACUGUACUUCCAGAGCGCGGACAUGUGUGCCUUCAACGACCGCGUGUACGCCAGCUACCAGGUGACCCGCGGCCUGGCCAGCCUCAACAGCUGCGUGGAUCCUAUCCUGUACUUUCUGGCCGGAGACACGUUCAGACGCAGGCUGUCCAGAGCCACCAAAAAGUCCUCAAGGAAGGGAGAUCACCCCCUGCAGUCCAGGAGCGAGGAGACGGUGCUGAACAGCCUGCCGGAGUACGUCCAGAACGGGGACAAGCGCGUCUGACCUUCCCUUCGACCGAUGCUUUAUAGAGAUUUAUAAUGUUCUUUAAAGAAGUCUCUUCUGCUCAC
This is a messenger RNA of Sinocyclocheilus rhinocerous, 1247 nucleotides long. RefSeq names its product P2Y purinoceptor 1-like. The transcript has 2 exons. NCBI's taxonomy places the organism in Eukaryota, Metazoa, Chordata, Actinopteri, Cypriniformes, Cyprinidae. The record is from RefSeq and is a predicted model, not a curated record. Gene Ontology annotation, biological process: platelet activation; phospholipase C-activating G protein-coupled receptor signaling pathway; relaxation of muscle. Gene Ontology annotation, cellular component: plasma membrane. Bases 115 to 1182 code for a protein of 355 amino acids. Gene Ontology annotation, molecular function: A1 adenosine receptor binding; G protein-coupled ADP receptor activity; G protein-coupled ATP receptor activity.